Messenger RNA from Condylostylus longicornis, 402 nucleotides. RefSeq lists its product as uncharacterized. The record is from RefSeq and is a predicted model, not a curated record. The transcript is spliced from 3 exons. Bases 1 to 351 code for a protein of 116 amino acids. Lineage: Eukaryota; Metazoa; Arthropoda; Insecta; Diptera; Dolichopodidae.
AUGAGCACCAUGAAUAAGAAACUAGCUGGUGAAAAUUUAAUUGAAUUUAUCAAUUUUUACAGAGAGCAGGAAUGCUUAUGGAAUAUAUAUUCAAAGAAUUACAAAAACAUAUUUUUAAAAAAUAAAGCAUAUAAUUUAAUGGCAAAAAAAUUUAAAAUUGGUCCUCAAGAAGUUAAAACAAAAAUAAAUAAUCUGCGGUCAAACUUCAAUAGGGAGUUCAAAAAGUGUGAAGAUUCUAAAAGAAGUGGAGCUGGCGUAGAAGACAUUUAUGUUCCACAGAUUUAUUGGUAUGAUGAAAUGCUUUUCUUAAAAGAUUGCAUAACGCCAAGAGCUAGUGUAUCAAAUUUUUAAUUUCCAACUCUAAAUUCAAGACAAUAUGUGCCAUUGAAAGUCAACAGCUCC